Messenger RNA from Calypte anna (Anna's hummingbird), 888 nucleotides. RefSeq names its product dynein axonemal light intermediate chain 1 (gene DNALI1). The record is from RefSeq and is a predicted model, not a curated record. Gene Ontology annotation, molecular function: dynein heavy chain binding. NCBI's taxonomy places the organism in Eukaryota, Metazoa, Chordata, Aves, Apodiformes, Trochilidae. Gene Ontology annotation, cellular component: filopodium; axoneme.
CCAUGAUCCCGCCGGCCGACACGCUGCUGCGGUACAACCCGCCGGUGCUCGUCAGCCGCCGCCAGGAGGAGCCCCCCCCGGGGGUGGCCGGGGGGGAACGGGCCGAGGGGGGGGUCUGGGGUCCGCGGGGCGCUCCCACCGAGCCCGCUCUGCUCUCUCCGCAGGCCCGCCCGCUGAAGGACACCCCGCCGGCCCAGCCCCAGGAGCUGCUCAACGCCAUCCUGCCGCCGCGGGAGUGGGAGGAGGAGAACUUGCGAUGGGUGCAGGAGGUGUCGAGCGUGCCCAGCACCCGGCAGGACGUGGUGCACCUGCAGGAGGAGCUGGACCUGCGGCUGCAGCGGCGGCAGGCACGGGAGACCGGCCUCUGCCCGGUGCGCCGGGAGCUGUACACACAGUGCUUCGAUGAACUGAUCCGUGAGGUUACAAUUAACUGUGCAGAGCGGGGACUGCUGCUGCUCCGGGUCAGGGAUGAGAUCCAGCUGACAAUUGCAGCUUACCAGACCCUCUAUGAGAGCAGCAUCGCGUUCGGCAUGAGGAAGGCACUGCAAGCUGAGCAAGGCAAAUCUGACUUGGAAAAAAGGAUUGCAGAGCUAGAAGAGGAAAAGCAGGAGCUGGAGAGACAAGUGAGUGAAGAGAAAGCUAGGUGUGAGGAUAUUGAAAAACGUGAAAAUGAGAGACGACAGGUAGAAGAGAAGAAACACGAUGAAGAGGUUCAGUUCCUGAGACAAAUGAAUCAUCAGCUGAAGGAGCUGAAACUCAACAGCUUCAUUAAUUUCUGCAUGCUCUUUCAAUGCAUUCAGCUCCUUGAAUAGUGAACCUGUCUGGGACUUGCCUCUUGGUAACAUGCUAGAUGACCUUCAAAGCAAUAAACUAAUAAACAUUUUUACA